Messenger RNA from Didymosphaeria variabile, 867 nucleotides. RefSeq lists its product as uncharacterized. The transcript has 2 exons. The record is from RefSeq and is a predicted model, not a curated record. The coding region runs from base 1 to 867 and encodes 288 amino acids. NCBI's taxonomy places the organism in Eukaryota, Fungi, Ascomycota, Dothideomycetes, Pleosporales, Didymosphaeriaceae.
AUGAUUAUCCCACGCUUCGCGACCGGCCACUCCGAACCGGAAUACAACCAAAACUCCCCCUUCGAGCUAGAGAUCCUAAAUGGAACGGGCAUCCAGGAUGAAAUGUACGUCCUCCAAGCCGUCUGCCGCUCAUGCCGCGUCUGGCCCGGCGGCUUCAUCGACAUCUCAUCUACCGCCCAACCCAUGAUCUUUGCCUUCGGCCCUGGCACGUCAAAGCAGUCCGACGACCUCAACGCACCGCUCCGCCGCCAUGUCCGCUACGGCCAAUUCACCAUGGACAUGGUCGCCGCAACCAGCUCCAACGCCACGGUCCCUCAACCCACCGCCCAGCUGAAAGGCGCCGUCAUACAGGGGAUGGUGAAAGACCGCGACAGCAAAGACCUCGCGCACGCCAUCCUCGGCUGCAUCGCCCUCUUCGUCCUCUGGCCCCUCAACGUCGUCUUCGCAGGCUUCUUCCGCAAUAUAAAAAUCCACGUCGGGACUUCCAUCACUAUACUCAUCUUCCUCGUGAUUUCGUACGCUCUGGGCAUCGCCACGAGUCCGCAGUACAACCGCGUACGUCCCCCUUCCUUUCCCCCUAUCAAACUUAAUACUAAUAUGUGCUGUGCUGUGUACAGUCCAAAACCUACACCUCCCCACCAACUCCUCGCCUUCAUCUCCCUACUCCCCACCCUCCUCAUGGCCCUCCUCCCCACGCGCUUCUUCGCCAAUCUCCGCGCCUGGAUUCCAAAACUCCACUCCCCGCUUACAACACUCACCUUUCUCCUACUCGUUCUAACAGGCGGUCUGGGCCUGCACCUCGCCAUGACGCCCACACCCUUAUCAUGGCCUACAUCGCCAUCGCGCUGCUCGUCUCCGCUUUCGUAA